This is a messenger RNA of Macrosteles quadrilineatus (aster leafhopper), 1693 nucleotides long. RefSeq names its product b(0,+)-type amino acid transporter 1-like. The transcript has 13 exons. Lineage: Eukaryota; Metazoa; Arthropoda; Insecta; Hemiptera; Cicadellidae. Gene Ontology annotation, cellular component: membrane. Gene Ontology annotation, biological process: amino acid transmembrane transport. The record is from RefSeq and is a predicted model, not a curated record. Gene Ontology annotation, molecular function: L-amino acid transmembrane transporter activity. The coding region runs from base 89 to 1639 and encodes 516 amino acids.
GCCUGUUAUUACGUCUACGUUUAGCUAUAGGUUAUUUUUUUUUUAAGUGUAAUCUUAUGGCAACCUAUUUCGUGACAUAGCUUUCAUCAUGACUGAAAACUUAACUGAUUCAAUAAACAAAACCAACAUGUCAGAAUCCGACAAGACUGAUCUUAAGAUAAUUGGUUUGUACGAAGAAAAUGGAAACUUGCCAGAGGAGCAGAAAAUUCACUUGAAAAGAGACAUCGGGCUUAUUAGCGCAAUCAACUUGAUCUUGAAUCUCAUUAUUGGGUCCGGCAUUUUCCUAACUCCUGGAACAGUUCUUUCCGAGUCAGGAUCCAUUGGAAUGUCGUUACUAGUUUGGUUCCUAAGUGGAAUCAUCUCAUUGAUGGGUGCCUUGGCGUUUGCGGAGCUGAGUACAGUGGUGCCCAAGUCUGGCGGGAGUUACGCUUACUUCCAAACAGCAUUUAAAGAUCUUCAUCCCUUCCUGGGACCUCUUCCGGGAUUUCUGUUUAUCUGGAUAAUGAUGAUCAUCGUAGUUCCGGCAGAUCUUGCCGUAGUUGCGCUACUCUUCGCUAACUACGUUUAUGAGCCUGUAAGACCUUCACUCUCACCGGAGUUCCAUGCAAAUAACGAAGUUUUAGUAAAAAACACCAUAGCAGCAGCUACUUUAGUUGCAGUUGGCAUAAUAAACUAUGUAAGUGUCAAGCUCUACUUGAACACACAGAAUCUUAUCAGUUUCUUGAAGCUAUCUGGAUGUGCAUUUGUCAUUGUUGGUGGAAUAUAUAUGUUAAUCUCAGGAAAGGCAUUAAACAUCAAUUUUGGGUUCGAAGGAACAAAAACUACUCCACACUCACUGGCGAUAGUCUUUUACGCAGGACUCUACAGUUACGAUGGUUGGAGCUGGGUAACAGGGGUAACUGAAGAAAUAAAAAACCCGGAUAAAAACAUAAUUAGAAGCAUACUGAUUGGGCUGCUGAUUGUAACGCUACUGUUUAUCAGUAUGAAUGUUGCAUACACAACAACACUGACAGUUGAUGAAAUCAUAUCUGGUUCUGCAGUUGCAGUGGAAUUUGGUGACAGAGUGUUUGGCCCAGGAAAAAUAGUUGUAUCCAUUGCUGUAGCAUUGAGUGCUUUGGGGGCUGCCCUUUCUCUUAUAUUUUAUGCUUCAAGGUUAGGCUACGUUGCUGCUAGGGAAGGGCAAAUGUGGGAAUUUAUUUGUUUCAUCCACAGAAGAAGACUGACCCCAGCGCCUGCAGUUAUUCUGCAGGUUGUUCUUGGGCUCGGCUACCUUUUCCUGGGGCGGGGCAUGGACACACUCAUAAACUUUUAUAUGUUUCUCAUGUGGAUUUUCUACGGACUCACUAUGGCGACAGUUUUCGUCUUGAGAAGAAGAAUGCCAUUAGCUAAUCGUCCAUUUAAGGUACCUCUGGUGAUCCCUGCUGUUGUUAUUGUCUUAUCAACAGCUCUGGCAGUCAUCCCGAUCUUUACCCAGCCUCCAAUGCAAUACAUCGUUUGUCUGCUACUGACAUCCCUUGGAGUCCUGUUUUACUAUCCGUUCAUUUACAAAAGAAUGAAGCUGCCCUACUUGGACGACUGCCAAAGAGUUCUUCAGAAAUGGAUGGAUGUGAUUCCUGCUAAAGAAGAACCCCCUUUAUAGUGUAGUUGACUUUUAUACUGGUGUAUCAUGUAAAAUAAAAAGUAUUGUUUAACA